AUGUCGCUCUCUUCAGCUUUCCCAGAGGAGCUGAGCCUUCCUUCUCUCAAUAAUUCUCCGAAUACCUCUCUACCUACGAAUUUGACCGCCACCGCCCCCCGCCAAGCGGCUACGGAAGCCCAGAGCUCGAGCUCUCGCAGCUGUGUGACCUGCCGUCGCAGGAAAGUCCGGUGCGAUAAAAGGUCUCCGUGCUCAAAUUGUACCAAAGCUGGCAUCGACUGCAUUUUCCCCCCUCCUGGCCGUGCCCCGCGGAAAUCGAAGCGGCCCCCAGACGCGGAACUGCUUUCGCGGUUGCGUCGUUUGGAAGGUGUCAUUGAUCAUCUUAGGGGGAGUGGUAAUACAGAAGGUGCAUCGACCUCAGCUCAGGCGCCCUCUCCUACAACCGGAUCUUCGACUUCUCGGAGCGAACACACUGCGCCCACGUCUGUUCCUGCGGAGCCACAGAACCAGGCUGAAGGGAGUGUCUGCCCGUUUGCAGAAUCGGACCCGAAGAAACUUGCUCCCGAUAAGUUUGAGAAUGAAUUUGGGCGGUUGGUCAUUGAUGAAGGUCGGAGCCGAUAUGUGAGCAAUCGGCUCUGGACCAGUCUUGGGGACGAGAUUGAGGAACUGCAAGAUAUCCUUGAUCAUUCAUCGUCGGAGGAAGAUGAUGCACCCUCACCAGAGUCCUCCCACUCGGGGUCACAUGAUGGCUUCCUUUUUGGAUUCUACUCACUUUCACAGUCUCUUCGAGAGUUUCAUCCUCCCAUGCUCAAGGUUUCAGUACUUUGGGAAAAGUAUCGGGAAAAUGUGGCUCCUUUGAUCACCAUCGUACACCUACCGACUGCCAAAAACUUGUUUGCCGAGGCAGCACGGCACCCAGAAGCCCUGGACAAAAAUUCAGAGGCACUGGUAUUUGCCAUGUAUCUUUGCUGCAUUGUCAGCAUGAAUCCGGCCGAGUGCUUAUUCCAGUUUGGCGAAGACCGAGCUACUGCCGUCAAGCGGUACAGGUUUGCUACAGAGCAAGCGCUGGCAAAAGCCGGGCUCUUGAAUACACAAAGCUUAGUCCUUCUACAAGCUGCUGUCUUGUUUUUGGUCUGCGUGCGACGAGAAGAUGACAGCAGGUUUGUGUGGUCUAUGACAUCAAUCGUAUUACGCCUUGCUCAAAGCUUAGGCAUACACCGGGAUGGCACUAAUUUCGCUUUGAAACCAUUCGAAACGGAGAUGCGGCGCCGAUUGUGGUGGCAUAUCUCGCUGUUGGAUAUCCGCUCAUCUGAAGAUCACGGGACGGAUCCGCUCAUUUACGAGAGCAUGUAUGAUACUCGGCUGCCAUUAAACAUCAAUGAUGAUGACUUGACACCCGAGAUGGAAACCCCCCCGGAAGAGCGAGAAGGCUUCACGGAUGUUACAUUCUGCCUCAUUCGCUGUGAGAUCACGAGCGCUUUGCGAAGAGCAAAUUACUCGUGUCCCGGGUCCAAGAUCCGUCCGGCUAACAGUCUACCGCCCGUAGAAUUUGCCGGGCGGAUGAUUCAAAUUAUUAGUGAUCGGUGUGAGCAACGGUAUAUCAGGCACUGUGAUAUGAACAUCCCCGCGCAGUGGUGCGCCGCCACAGUUGGGCGUCUGAUUCUUGCUAAAUUAUGGUUGAUUGUCCACCACCCGAUGACUCGAAAAGACAGCGGAAUUAAUAUGUCGCAAGCAACUCGAGAGAGCUUGUUUCUGACUGCAAUCGAGGUCCUCGAGUUUAGCCACUUGCUUGAAGCUGACCCCAAGACCUCCAAAUGGGGCUGGCUGUUCCGGACCAAUAUGCAAUGGCACGGAAUAGCAUUUGUUUUGGCUGAGAUAUGCGUCCGACCAAUAUGCCCUAUUACAGAUCGAGCUUGGAGCGCUGUCAGUGUAAUCUACGCGGAAUGGGCCGCGCAUGCCACACAUAAGAAGGGCAUGUUGUGGCGGCCGCUCGCCGCCUUGAUGAAAAGAGCUACUGCCACCCGGGCCAAGCAAAGGCAAAAUUUGCUAUCCAGUUUUGGACCAGUGCCCACCACAACAGAGCCCAUUCAAGGCAUCAGCAAUAACGCCCUUCCCCGGAUUCAUAUGCCAAUGGGGAUGCUGAAUUCUCCCUCGACAGAUCCACCCGUGACAAAUACGCCCGACCCAGCAGCACCGAUUACAUUCGAUGCAGACUAUGAUAUCGACCUCAGUAAUGGACCGUUGGGCGCUUUCCGAAACAUGUUCCCUGACUCAAACAUCCUAGCUACAUCAAACGAUAUCUUUGAUGCUCCACCUGCCCAGAAUAAUAUCUCGGCACCAGACUUGUCCGCUAGCCUCCCCUACAACGCACCCAUGAUCAAUCCGUUCUUGAAUCAGACUCUUCUUCCCGAUGCAUCUCAGCUCAGCUGGGAGGAAUGGGACAAAGUCAUGCGUGAUUUCCAGAUGGAUGUUGAAAAUGACAAUCCUCAGCCAACCAACGCAACUAAUUUUACCGAAUGGUUUGCUUAG
Molecule: messenger RNA, 2469 nt
Organism: Penicillium griseofulvum
Lineage: Eukaryota; Fungi; Ascomycota; Eurotiomycetes; Eurotiales; Aspergillaceae
Product: putative C6 transcription factor
Exons: 2
Coding region: 1-2469 (822 amino acids)
Biological process (GO): DNA-templated transcription; regulation of DNA-templated transcription
Molecular function (GO): zinc ion binding; DNA binding; DNA-binding transcription factor activity, RNA polymerase II-specific
Source: RefSeq, a predicted model, not a curated record